UUAAAUGUAAUAUUUAAGUGAAUUUGAGUUAUCAUUGCAUAAGAAUGUCCGAUAAGUUUGAAGAAAGUAUUGAACUGAUGAAGAAUGAGAGGACAGGAAUCGCCACCAUUUGUAUCAAUAAUUACAAGAAGAGAAAUGCACUCAACGAUGAAUUGAUGGAACAGUUAUCGGAAGUGAUCACUGAAUUGGAAAAGUGGUCAACAGGAAAGGCUGUCAUAAUCUAUGGCACAAACGGAUUCUUUUCUUCGGGAGUUGACCUGAAUUUUGUGCGAAAACACUCUUCGAUUGCGGAAUCGGGUUAUCAUUACAGCCGACUAAUGCACUCCAACUUAAGUCGUCUCCAAUGUCUACCGAUACUAACUGUGGCCGCAGUGGAGGGCCAGGCGUUGGGCGGCGGCGCUGAGAUACUGACCGCUUGCGAUAUAAGGAUAGCGACCAAAAGUGCCAAAAUUGCAUUCUUACAGAUCUGUAUGGGAGUGACCACUGGCUGGAGUGGCGGCACACGACUCGUCCAUUUGUUGGGUCCCACAAAAGCGUUGGAUCUGUUGGCCUCCGGCCGUGUGGUCACCGCUGAUGAAGCGCUCGCAAUCGGUUUUGUGAAUUGCGUGUUCGACGACAUGACAACUACCGAUCAGUUUAUCCAAGAGAUCGUUCAAUGGCUCAAAGAAUAUAUUAAUUGUACCAGUCAUAGCGGCGGAUAUUCACACGAGGCUGUCGUAUAUGCGCUUAAAGAUGUUGGCUAUCGGCUCAUCGAUACCGCCAAACGCUACGGAACGGAAAAACUCAUCCAUCAGGCAAUUGAAGAGAGUUGUAUUCCAAGAGAAGAGCUUUUUUUGACGACCAAACUUUGGCCAACAGAUUAUGGUUUUGAGACAACAAAAGCUGCGAUUAGAGGAUCGCUCGACAGAUUGGGUGUCGAUUAUAUCGAUCUGUUUUUAAUCCAUUGGCCCGAAGUGUNUCCAAGAGAAGAGCUUUUUUUGACGACCAAACUUUGGCCAACAGAUUAUGGUUUUGAGACAACAAAAGCUGCGAUUAGAGGAUCGCUCGACAGAUUGGGUGUCGAUUAUAUCGAUCUGUUUUUAAUCCAUUGGCCCGAAGUGUCGUCAAAAUGCGCCGAUAAGUGGCAAACACUGGCCGACACGUGGCGGGCGAUGGAGUGUCUGUACGACUCGGGUUUAUGCAAAGCGAUUGGUGUCAGUAAUUAUGGGAUCGACGAGUUUGAGAGGCUGUUAGGCGAGGCCAGCGUUUUGCCGCAUAUCAACCAAAUAGAGUUUCAUCCGUUUCACAAUCCAAUCGAUUUGCGUCAGUAUUGCGAUGACUGCAAGAUUCAAAUACAGGGCUAUUCGCCAUUAGGCGAGGGAUAUCUGGUUAAUGAGCCGAUUAUUGUAGAGAUGGCCAAAAAGCAUAGCAGAACCGCCGCCCAGAUUCUGAUCCGGUGGUCGAUCCAGAACUCUGUGCCCACAAUUCCCAAGUCUACUAAACAGAGU
Molecule: messenger RNA, 1487 nt
Organism: Medioppia subpectinata
Lineage: Eukaryota; Metazoa; Arthropoda; Arachnida; Sarcoptiformes; Oppiidae
Source: the annotation of a GenBank genome assembly